AUUGCCAUAUGCAUCGGGUGCAACCGGGCGAUAUUACGUAAUUUCGUAAUUUCAAUUCAACGUCAUCGUGCUGAGCCGCCGAAGCUGACCGGUCGUGUAUUUAGUUUCUCUAUCCAAAUCGUACGAAACUUGUAAAAGUGGUCAUAGGGUAUGAUGGCCCUUCGAUAUCUCAGAAAUGGGUUUCGUAGACCAUGGAUGACAUUAUCAAUUCUUGGUGGAGCUGGAGGGGCAGGUGUUGCCAUAGCAACAGACCAAGGCUACAUUGACUGGUCAUCUGUUGGGGUUGUUAGAUUUGGUCGUGCUUUCUUUUCAGCAGGUGCAAUUGUAGUGGACUAUAAAUGGAACAUGAGAGGAAAGGAGUCUGGUUCUACAGAGUACAAAGAGAUGAUGUCAACUAUUCACAAGCGGUCAGCUAAGAGACUACACAGACUGUGUUGUAAGAAUGGAGGGAUUUUCAUCAAGUUGGGUCAACACGUCGGUGCUCUUGAUUAUCUCUUGCCUGAGGAAUAUGUCAGUACAAUGAAGGUUUUACACAAUGAUGCUCCACAGUCAUCUCUCAAGGAUAUCAAGAAGGUUGUUGCAGAGGACCUAGGGAUACCGGUGGAUGAUUUGUUCAGUGAUUUUUCUGAAGAGCCAGUAGGUACUGCUUCUUUGGCCCAGGUCCACACAGCUCUGCUUAAGAAUGGGACUAAGGUAGCAGUCAAAGUCCAGCAUCCCAAUGUUAAAUCCUACUCUGAGGUGGACAUGAGAACAGUGGAGUUUCUGCUGAAUGCUGUUGCUCGAAUCUUCCCUGAAUUUGAAUUACUCUGGCUUGCACAAGAAAUGAGAGAGAAGCUUCCAAUGGAGUUAGACUUUGUCCAAGAAGGAAAGAAUGCAGAAAAGGUGGCUCAAAUGCUAAAUCAUUUUAAAUUCCUAAAGGUUCCUGAUAUUUAUUGGCAACAGUCUACAUCACGAGUGUUAACCAUGGAAUACUGCAAUGGAGGCAAGGUAGAUAACAAGGAAUAUAUGGAUCAGAUGGGCAUUGAUGUCAAUCAGAUCACCAAGAAUCUUGGUAAGAUGUAUAGUGAGAUGAUAUUUGUGAAUGGAUAUGUUCACUGUGAUCCUCAUCCAGGUAACGUUCUCAUACGACACAAUGACAAGAAAGAAGUAGAGAUAGUUCUACUAGAUCAUGGUCUUUAUCAGACACUGACAGAUGAUUUUCGUCUGGAUUACUCCCGUCUAUGGCAGUCUAUCUUAGCAGCUGAUCUCGAGGGUAUCAAACAUUAUAGUAUGGCAUUAGGGGCUGGUCAAAUGUAUGGUAUCUUUGCUUGUAUGCUGACUGCUAGAUCAUGGGAUUCAUUGGCUGUUGGUAUUGACAAGAAACAAAGGUCUGCUCAAGAGGAUCGUGAGGUUCGCGAGCAUGCAGCCCAGUACAUCUCAGAAAUCACUAAACUCCUAAACAUGGUACCAAGACAGAUGCUGCUCCUCCUCAAGACCAAUGACUUACUACGUAGUAUUGAAUAUGCAUUGGGGAGCAGCGAGAGUGCCAGUUCGUUCAUCAACAUGUCCAGAUGUUGUGUACGCUCUGUAGCUCACCAUAAAGCAUUACAGAAAACCACUAGAUGGGGUCGUCUUAUGGUUCAUGUGCGACGAGAUGUUAAACUUCUUCAGAUAUCAGCUUAUGAGAUGUACCUUUGGCUGAUGUGUUCAUCUGUUGUGAGAUGGUUUAGAAGGACAUUUAUAGGUCUAACUACUAUUGCUAUCAGUUGAUGAAGGCUGCGGGUCUUAGUUUUCUAGAUAAAUUUAUGCAAAAAUCAAUGUAUAUUUAUAUGGCAUAUUAUGGAUAAUGAUAUUGCAUGUUAUAGAUAUUUAUAUGACAUAUUUAUAAUUUUUGUAUGAGCAAUGGUUAUCUGCUGAGAUGUAAAGGGCAUUUGCCAAAAGGUGCAAUUCACCUAAAAUCAAUUUGUUUUCAGUGAAAUUAGGAAAAUAAAAGAAAUGUCUUAUUGGAGAUAUGUUUAUGACAUACCAAAGGAUAACAAAAUAUAUACAUUUUUUUAACUGUCCAUUUGCCUUUCUCCUAAUUUUAUUUGAACCAAUAUGAUAGACUUGAGUAAUUCUUAUAUUAAAUAAUGCAGACAUAGAUGUGGAUUCAAAUUUUUUAUUGUUGGAAGAAAUUACAAUAAUACAGAUAUAAUGAACUUAACAGGAAAUCCUAUUUUAAAAAAAUAACUGCCAUAUAUUGCAUUCCAACAUGAAGAAACAAAAGAAAAAUACCAACUUGAAAACAGGAAUUUUCAAAAUAUAAAUGUUUGAAAGUGAAUUUGGUGAAUGUUACAAGUUUUCUUGCCAUAUUUAUCCUCAAUAUAGACUGUUUGGUAAAAUAUUACAUAUUAUAUUUUGCCAGUAAUAUAUUAUACAGUGCAGCCCAGAAAAAAAACAACUAAGAUUUAUCACAACUUAUCACAAAUGUAAUAGAUAAAUGACCUAUCACCGUAAAGCUUAAGAGUCUCCUUCAUCAUCUGAAAUGACUUAGAUUAUUCUUCAUUCCAAUAAUUUCAUAAAAUGAUGAGGUUUUACAGGCUAGCUUUCAGACUUACUUGACACUCCAUUUUGAUGAUCAGCCAGGAAUAAAGUCUUUUGUUAACCACAAUACUGUAUAAAUACUGGAAGCAUUGUUUUGAAGAAACAGAACUUUGUUAUUUCUUAAUAAUUUUCUGUGAUAUUUGUAUUGAAAUAAGGAGCAGAUAAUGAGAUUUUUAGGCAUGUGAUUUUUUUUUAAUUGGAAUUCCUGUCAAAUGACUUAUAGGUUUACUUUCUUCAAAUUGUUUUUGCUCACUCGUGCAUGAAAGAGGAAUAAUCUACGUUAUUUCAGAUGAAAGAGGAAACCACAAGCUUUACAAUGAUAGGUCAUUUGUCUAUUGUAUUUGUGAUUAAGGCAUGAUAAAUCAUCUAUAAAUCUCGGUUUCAUUUUUUUUGGGGGGGGGCACACUUUAUAUCUACUAUUUGACUUAGCAUCUCAUUACACAUAGGGGGUAAAGUGUUUAAGCAAAAGCAUGUGCUGCUGUGUGGUCCUGAUGCCGGAAAUAAUAAGGAACGGGGGGAGUCUGGGGCAUUUCUUGAAACCUUGAUUCCAACAUUUUAGAAAUACUAUGGAAGCAUUUUUUAAAAGGACACUGUACUGCUAUAGGUGCUUUUGCUAUUCAUAUUUUCUAAACAAAGAGGAAAUACAGAUCAAUUUUGUAUUUUCAUCACUAAUGUGUUAAAAUAAUGGAGGAUGGUGUUGGUAUGCAUAAUUUUUUGCAGGAUACAGAUUUUAGGGUAAUGGAUGAGGCCGCUAGAAUGUGUAUGAUUGAGAGAGAUCCACCCUGAAAUUGGAAUUUAGCUGUUUGCAGGUCUGCAGAUUGCAUUUAUUAUGAAGACAACUGAAGGUUGUUCAUGUUGAAUGAAUGUAUAAUUAUAGCAUGAUUCAAGCAGUGGAUAUAGAUUGGCCAGGAGGAUAGGAGGGGUAGUGAUGACAUGCCAUAUUUUAUAAGGCAGUUUGUAAUUUUUUUCACGACUGUAAGCAAGCAUGACUGAUGACCUAAGGGAGUUUCAUGAAAAUCGUCAGCUCUCAAGUUUAGUGCACUUCUUGAAGCACUGGUCUAUGCCUGUUACUAUGGUAACUGUCAGAAGAUACCAACUGUCAGUACUGACAAGCUUCAUAAAAUGCUGCCCUGAUCAUGUGCUAUAUGAGAUGCCGUAAUACCCGUUACAACAUAGUACACGUGAAUUUCCUUUGAUAAUGACUGUGGUAAAAAAAUUUACAGAUUAAAAAAAAUAAUAUGUGAAUGUCAAGAGUUCAAUUAGCCAAAGAGGAAAUCUGAUAUAGCACCUAUGAACAUGUCAACAGUUUUGUGUGAAAUUAUGUGUGACUAAUGAUACAUUACACCUCCUAUGACUAGACCCAAAAAAGAAAUACAAAUGUAUUUUAUCAAAAUCUUUUGGAAAAUUUAUUAGAUUAAUUUGAAUAUUUCAGAAAAUUAAUAUUUUGAACUAUUUUUCCAAGUGACAUUGUGAUUACCAGCGCAGUAACUGAAAAUGAUUUGACAGAUACAUGUGUUAUUGAGCACAGACCCCAAACUUGUGUGCUAACAGGUCUUCAAAACAUAAUGUAAUACACUCUUCAUAUAGUUAUCUGUGAACUAAAUUCUGCUGAGUGGUGUUAAAAAGUAUCAGUGGUAUUCAUUUGACCAAAUAUUUAUUUACGUUUUUAGCAUAAGCUUUGUAAAGACCCACCCAGUUUCUCAUGCUCUAUUAUACAUGCAACUACAUGUACAGUCGUCCUCAAAAUUAUUCAUACCCUUGUUGAUAUUUGUGAUAUUUCAUGUUUGUGAUGAAAUGAAUGCAUUUUAUCAAGUUUCUCUAUGAUUUAUGUGUGACCUACUAGUGAAAGAAUAACAACAAUGCACAAUUCAAGAAAUUUCUCUUUUCAGGGGUAUUUUAUUCAUAGAUAUUCAAACAAUGUCAUGUUCAAAAUUAUUCAUACCCUAGGUUUUCUGAGUCCAAUGUCUUUCAUUAAUAGUCAAUAGCAUAGCCUUUGUUCUUUACGACUGCUUCUAGACGAUUCCUAUAAGUGUCCACAAGCUUCCUGCACGUCUCCUGCGGGAUGUUGGCCCAUUCUUCCUUGGCGUAGGCCUCAAGCUGGGUCAGGUUGGUCGGGUUCCUAGCCAUCACUCUGACUUUCAAGUCUCGCCACAAGUUCUCGAUCGGAUUCAGGUCAGGACUCUAACUUGGCCAUUCUAGGACGUUGACAUCAUGGUCCUUGAACCAUUUCUUCACCAGCUUGGCGGUAUGCUUUGGGUCAUUGUCUUGUUGGUACUUCCAGUUGGGGCCAAGCUGGAGUUUUUCGGCAGAUUCCUUCAAGUUCUCAUCAAGGAUCUGGAUGUAAUCCUCCUUUUUCAUGAUUCCUUUGACUCUAACAAGGUUCCCUGUGCCACUGGAAGAGAAACAUCCCCAUAGCAUUAUGUGCCCACCACCAUGCUUGACGGUUGGCACAGUGUUCUUUGGAUUGUAUGCUUCCCCUUUCUUCCUCCAGACGUAUUCAACAUCCAUAUGGCCAAAUAACUCCAACUUCGUCUCAUCAGACCACAGGAUGGUUGACCAAAAGCUUGGAUUUUGCUUCAGAUGACCUCUAGCAAAGGCCAGUCGAGCCUUCAGGUGUUUCUUCCUGAGCAACGGUGUCUUCCGAGGCCUGCGUCCAUGGAGACCUCCUUUGUGCAAGACUCGCUCGAUGGUGGACCGGGACACCUUCGUCCCUGACCGGUCAAGCGUUUCAAGUAGGGCCUUGGUUGUGGUCCGGGGGUUGUUGUUGACCUCUCUGCAGAUUUUCCUGGCAAGUUUAGGGGACACCUUGCACUUCCUGCCACGCCCACUAAGGUUCUUCACAGUGUUGUACCUCUUGUGCUUCUUGAUUACGCUCUGGACUGUUGCCACAGGGAUGUCAUACUGCUUUGAAAUGGCCUUGUAACCUUUUCCCUCAAUGUGGGCAUUCACAAGACGUUGGCGUAGGUCCUCACUGAGCUCCUUCUUCUUGGCCAUGAUUAUCAGAGACUGAGAAUAACCAGAAUGCUUUCCUCUAUUUAUACCCUUUUAGAAAGAUGUUAUUUUCCAUCAUUUAAUGACUUGUUUAACAAAGAGGGUGUUUAAUUCAUUGGAACAUCUUGAAAUAACUAUAGAACAAAGAAUAGCACAUUCCCAGACUGAAAAUAAUGUGCAUUGUCAUAAAAGGACAUUUUUGUUGAGGUAUUGGCAAGGGUAUGAAUAAUUCUGAACAAGUGCAAAAAAUAACUUUCGACCCUUUCUAUUAUUAUGCUAAUAAAGACUUGCCAGCUCAUAUGUCAAAUCAUGCAUAGCAACAAGCAGACAUAAGAUACAAAGAAAGUUACACCAUAAUAGCUUUUACAAGUAAAAAAUCUACCAAAGAAUUUUUUUUCCUCAAGGGGUAUGAAUAAUUUUGAGGACAACUGUAUGUGCAAUGCAUAUGCACAAGGAUUCAUGCAGGUAUAAUUAAGAUCAAGCAGGCUUUGUUGUCAUUUUUAAAAUCAAUUUAUUUAUUGCAUCCUAUUUGGAAUAGUCUCUAAAUGGAAAUGACAUAAUAGAUGUUAAAACAUGGUAUGCAAUAAAAGAUAAUAAACCUCAGAAA
This is a messenger RNA of Lytechinus pictus (painted urchin), 6160 nucleotides long. RefSeq names its product aarF domain-containing protein kinase 1-like. The record is from RefSeq and is a predicted model, not a curated record. Lineage: Eukaryota; Metazoa; Echinodermata; Echinoidea; Temnopleuroida; Toxopneustidae. Bases 151 to 1749 code for a protein of 532 amino acids. The transcript has 10 exons. Gene Ontology annotation, molecular function: protein kinase activity; ATP binding. Gene Ontology annotation, biological process: protein phosphorylation.